Molecule: messenger RNA, 935 nt
Organism: Chiloscyllium plagiosum (whitespotted bambooshark)
Lineage: Eukaryota; Metazoa; Chordata; Chondrichthyes; Orectolobiformes; Hemiscylliidae
Product: polyubiquitin-B
Molecular function (GO): protein binding
Source: RefSeq, a predicted model, not a curated record
AGGAGUCGCUAUAAAAGCAGGAAGCGGUGGGUGGCUGGGCAUUCCCGGAGCAGGAGCUGGUACGGUAUUAUCUGCUUUCCUUCAGAGACACCGAGACCUACACCACCGUCAGCGGCCCGCCAGAAAUCGAGCAAACAUGCAGAUCUUUGUGAAAACCCUGACUGGCAAGACCAUAACACUUGAGGUUGAGCCCAGUGACACCAUUGAAAAUGUCAAAGCCAAGAUUCAGGAUAAAGAAGGCAUCCCACCUGACCAGCAGCGUUUGAUCUUUGCUGGCAAGCAAUUGGAGGAAGGACGUACACUGUCUGAUUACAACAUCCAGAAAGAGUCCACUCUGCAUUUGGUGUUGCGUCUGAGAGGUGGCAUGCAGAUCUUUGUGAAAACCUUGACUGGCAAGACCAUCACCCUAGAAGUUGAACCCAGUGACACCAUUGAAAAUGUCAAAGCCAAGAUUCAGGAUAAAGAAGGCAUCCCACCUGACCAGCAACGUUUGAUCUUUGCUGGCAAGCAGUUGGAAGAUGGCCGCACCCUAUCUGAUUACAACAUCCAGAAGGAAUCCACUUUACAUCUGGUAUUGCGUCUGAGAGGUGGCAUGCAGAUCUUUGUGAAGACUCUAACUGGCAAGACCAUCACCUUGGAAGUUGAACCCAGUGACACCAUUGAAAAUGUCAAGGCCAAGAUUCAAGACAAAGAAGGAAUCCCACCUGAUCAACAACGCUUGAUUUUUGCAGGCAAACAACUGGAAGAUGGUCGCACACUGUCAGACUACAACAUCCAGAAAGAGUCCACACUGCACUUGGUGCUGCGUCUGAGGGGGGGCACUUGUUAAACCACUGUACCUUUUUUGUUUCAUUUGAGGGUAGUUGUCUUGCCUCUAGCAUAAAAGUUCAUUAAAGUGUUCCCAUGUCAUUCAAAAUAAAAUUGUUGCAAGCUUA